AUGAUGAGUUCUACAGAUACGUUCAAUGUUACAGGAGGUAUAAGUCUCAAGAUGGUGCGAGUGUCAGUGCCACAGUACACUCUGAGAGGAGACCCUGUGGAGUUGCUCUAUACGUUCAAUGUUACAGGAGGUAUAAGUCUCAAGAUGGUGCGAGUGUCAGUGCCACAGUACACUCUGAGAGGAGACCCUGUGGAGUUGCUCUGUGAGUUUGAUCUUCAAGGAGACAGACUAUACUCUGUGUCCUGGUACAAGGACCAUGAUGAGUUCUACAGAUACGUUCCGAGAGGCAAUCCUCCCCAACACACGUACUAUAUAGACGGAAUAAAUGUCGAUCACCACAAGUCGGAUGCCCAGAAGGUAGUUAUAAGGAACGUGCCCCUGAGGUCCAGUGGUAUGUACAGAUGUGAAGUGUCUGCAGAAGCCCCAGCAUUCUCCUCAGUGCAUGGCGAGUCCAGGAUGAAUGUAGUAGCUCUGCCCCAGGACGGCCCUGAGAUCACAGGAGAAGAGCGCAACUACCAAAUCGGAGACGAGAUCAACCUUAACUGUACUUCUGCCAAGUCGUUUCCUCCUGCUAGACUGCGCUGGUAUGUCAACGACGAGCUGGUGGGGCCAGACUACGAGGCGGUAGUGCAGCAGCACGGGCUGAUGACUUCCACCGCAGGUCUGAGGUUCCAGGUGGGACCUGAACACUUCCACAAGGGCCGCCUCCAGGUCAGGUGUGUAGCGACCAUCUCCACCUCCACCGCCACCCCCACGGUCCCGGCACCCGCCCCCGUGCUACAACAUCAGCGUCUAUCCGCCUCCGGGCCUCCGCCAGCUCUGGACUACAACAGGGAGGCUCUGUUUUUCGUGAAAGGAGUCUCCAGCACUACAAGGUCGAGUGUGACAUUUCUGCUCAUGGUGACGUCAUUCUUUCUACUGGUCACGUGAUUAGAACUUGUUACGUAGCUUAUGUAAAUUGGUUCCCUUUGUACUAAAAGUAAUGAUUGGUUUCAGCUAAAAUAUGCAAAAGCUAUUGAUCUAUUUAACUGGUUAACAUUUUACAAUGGCGAAUCUUAAAGACUUAAUAAAGCUGUAAAUAAUAACUGUAAAAUAUAUAAAUAUGUACUUGCUCUUAGCUUAGUUAGAGUAGAUUUGUAAGUGGUUUAAUGAGUCAAUGAUCUUGUAUAUAAAUAGGUUUUUUUAAUACAAUGACGAAUUUCAUUGAAAGUACUAAGCAGCCCACUAUUGCUAUACUUUACAAAACAUUAUUUAGUAGGAGGUACAGUAACAUUUUAAAACAUAAUGCAUUUAAGUCCAUACAAAGCUUUAUAAAAUAUUUAAGAAGUCCGGAUUCAAUAUGUUCAUUUAAUGUCCCCAAAUUAAUCUCCAAAGUCCAUUAAAUAUACUGUCAGUAAGUAUUACAAUCCUACUAUUAUUAAGGGACAAAAUAUCUAAUAUUAAAAACCAAGUAGGCUGCAACUAACUGCAUUGAAAAAAGUAUAAAUUCAAUCAUUGAAUAUUUAUGGCAUGAAAAUUAAAAAUUGUAAUAAUCAUUAAAUAUUUAAAUAAUCAAUGAAUGGGGAAAAUUAUUGAAUAAAUAGUCUAAAUAAAAAUACUUUAUAUCCAAAAUCUAUAUUAAACACAAAUAAUUUCAGUACUUCUGUGUUUUCUAAUUGUUUAUUAUACGUCUGGUAAAACUGCCAGCAUUACCUAUAUAACAAAUUAACAUUUCUUUGGGCAUUAUGAACUUUUAAAAUGCAUACAUAGGCCUAAAUGUAGCUAUUACUUGUCAAAUUUUAUUAAAUGUAAUGUUAUUGAUAAAGUGAAAACAUUAAGCGUAAAAAUAUAAUAAGCCUAAAAUAAGGUAUAUAAUCAUUCCUUCAACGCUACAUUAUACAUGCUAUGACACCUGUAACUACUAAAUUAUUGAAACUAAACUGUGUCAAAAAUUGAUUAAAAUAAAUAGAAGGAAAUCAUAUUCAACAAAUGAUAGUUGAGGUGUAAAACAGUAAAAAAAUGUUUCUUCCAAUAAAGUAAUCCUUUUAGCCUAUAGAUAUUUUAACAAAUACCUUAGUGUGGAAAAAUGCCUUUAAUUAUUAAAGGUAUAGGAAUUUUUGUCCGUUACUAUGUUGAUAAGUUACUUUAAAAAGCACAUUACUUUAUGUAUAAUACACAUAAUUAUACAAUUUGUUACUUUUAAGAUGUCGGAUAACAUAUUAAGCAAAAUAAUCGGCCUCACUUUAGAUGAUGUGUAAAUGCUUCUGCAAAGCCUCUGUAUCUUUCUUUAGCUUCACUGCGUAAUU
Molecule: messenger RNA, 2285 nt
Organism: Macrosteles quadrilineatus (aster leafhopper)
Lineage: Eukaryota; Metazoa; Arthropoda; Insecta; Hemiptera; Cicadellidae
Exons: 6
Coding region: 1-930 (309 amino acids)
Source: RefSeq, a predicted model, not a curated record